AUGUUUUCGAAAUUUAAUUUCAAUCUAUCUAUUCUUUUUUUAACUAUUCUUAUUCGUUCAUCAUAUACAUUUGAUGUUGAAUUAACUGUACUUGUUCCAGCAAGUCAACGUGAAUGUUUUCAUGAAGUAUUAGAAGCUGGAAAAACAGUCGAAAUUGAAUAUGAAGUAUUAGCUGGUGGUGAUGUUGAUAUAAAUUAUUGGUUUUAUUCACCAACAAAUCGUGUUUUACAAUCAGAUUUCAAAAAACGUGAUGGACAUCAAACAUUAAAAUUAGAAGAAUCAGGAGAAUAUAGAUUUUGUUUUGAUAAUUCAAUGUCACGUUUUAAUCAAAAACAAAUUUAUUUCAGUGUAAGACUUCUUAGUGAAGAUGGCCAUGAGGAACCUCAAGUAACACAAUCAUGGAUGGCUACUAUGGAUCGAGAUGAUCUUGGUGAUUUACAAAGUAAAGUUGAACAAAUUAAGGAUACUUUUCAACGUAUUUGGGAUAAUAUGGAAAGUGCUCAACGUUAUCAGAAGACAUUUAGUAAUUAUGAAGUACAUGAUCGUGUUAUAGCAGAGAAUAAUUUCGAACGUGUAAAUUUCUGGUCAAUUAUUCAUAUAGUUCUUAUGAUUACUGUCUCAGUUAUUCAAGUUGUUACUAUUCGUAGUUUAUUUGAAUCGAAAUCGGCAUAUGGCAAAUUAUUACGUGGAAAAAAAUGA
Messenger RNA from Adineta steineri, 699 nucleotides. The record is from the annotation of a GenBank genome assembly. Lineage: Eukaryota; Metazoa; Rotifera; Eurotatoria; Adinetida; Adinetidae.